Messenger RNA from Pestalotiopsis fici W106-1, 906 nucleotides. RefSeq lists its product as uncharacterized. Lineage: Eukaryota; Fungi; Ascomycota; Sordariomycetes; Amphisphaeriales; Sporocadaceae. The transcript has 2 exons. Bases 1 to 906 code for a protein of 301 amino acids. The record is from RefSeq and is a predicted model, not a curated record.
AUGGCUGCACCACCUUCCGAUGCUUACACGACCCCCUUCCAGCUCACCAAGAGCAUGCACCGGGACGUUUACUCGGCCAUUGACCCAGCCACCAACAAAGAGUUAAGUGCCACCGAUAAAGUCAUUAUCGUCUUUGGCGCGACUAGUGGGCUUGGAUUUGCCACUGCCAAGUCAUGGAACACUGCUGGGGCCAAGGGCAUUGUUCUCGUUGGUCGUAACUCUGAAGGACUGCAAAAGGCCGAGAAAGACCUGGCUGCAAAAUCCGAGGUGCUUUCCAUCACCGCAGAUGUAGGCUCGGUAGCAGACACAGAUGCAGUAUUCAAGAAGACGCUAGAAAAGUUCGGCAGAGUUGAUGUCGUCGUCACUGCUUUCGGCGCCAUGGCCGUAGCUCCUGUUGGUGCGCAAGAGCCUGCCGCCUGGUGGGAGAACUUCGAGGUCAACACCAAGGGUGUGUAUCACGUCGCUCACUCGUACAUUACCGUGGCGGGCGGCAACGGCACCCUUAUCAACAUGGUCAGUCUGGCCGCCUCGUUUGUCGCACCUGGCAUGUCCGGCUACAGCGCCUCGAAGCUGGCCGUCAUCAGACUGGGCGAGAUUCUCGACGUCGAGCAACCUGGACUUCGCGUAUUUUCAAUCCACCCGGGCAUAGUCAUUGCUGAGAAUGGUCGUGGUGCGGUCUUCGAACCCUUCAGGCCAUUCACCCACGACACGGCCGCUCUUACUGGUGGCCUUACGACUUACCUCGCCACACCCAAGGCCGACUUCUUGAAGGGAGGAUACCUUCACGCCAACUGGGAUGUUGUCGAGCUAGAGAAACACAAGGAUGAAAUUGUCGAGAAGAAACUUGCCAAGCUAGCAUUCCUGAAUGGUCAGCUUGGGCCAGAGGGCCACCCUUGGUCAUCGUGA